Cucurbita pepo subsp. pepo (vegetable marrow) is the source of this 918-nucleotide messenger RNA. RefSeq lists its product as uncharacterized. The record is from RefSeq and is a predicted model, not a curated record. Lineage: Eukaryota; Viridiplantae; Streptophyta; Magnoliopsida; Cucurbitales; Cucurbitaceae.
UGUCUACGAGUGGAAGCUUCACGGACUCGGUGCCGAAGAAAAUUUUUCUGGGGCUUCAACUUCAAUGGAGGGAAUCGGAUCCAGAUUGGGCCGAGCCUCGUCGCGGUACGGUCCGGCGGCCACCGUCUUCAACGGCCCCGUCCGGAGGUGGAAGAAGAAGUGGGUGCUGGCCUCUUCAUCUUCCUCCGGUGUCAAUUACCAGACUUCUUCUCAGUCCCAAUCCAACGCUCAGAAGCUUCUUCUCUGUCGCUGGACUCCGAUUCAUCCGUCUACUUCAUCGGAAGCGGACGGAACUGCCGCGCCGCCUGAAGAGCCUCCUAGACGGAAGUUCCGUUACACUCCUAUUGCUGUGCUGGAGGAGCAGAAAAAUGCAGGAUUGAGGAGUGUCAAAGAUGAAGUUAGAGUGAAAGAAAUGGACCAGUCGGCGUCGAAGACGGCUACUGUGGGCAAUGACGCCCAGGGAGAUCUAAAUGUCAAUGAGGUUUUCAAGGAAGAAACUCAGGAAACAAGCAAGAUUCUGAACAGCCCACGGGAUGGAAACAGGAACAAUUUAGAUUUGGCUUUGUGCUUGAAUGGUCAGAACCCGAAACAAGACUCUGCCGGUAAGAGCUCUUAAAGUCUGCAAACGGGACCGAGCUGAAACUGGGUUUACCCUAUGGACAAUGGUAUAGCAGAAGAAGCAAGUCUCUUAUGAAAUUAGUAUCUCAUGCAGUAGUAACUUGGAAGCAUAGUAUGUUAUAGUGACUGUUUGUAUAUGAUCUUAGGGUGUUACUGGGGGAUGGAUCAGUAUAUAAUCUAGGACGACUUUCUCAGAAUUUGCUUGUUAUGGAAAGUGUAUUUAUUCUUCCUGAAUAAUGUGCAAUCAGAAUGCUUUGGGAAAAACAAGCCCUUUCAAAAUGUUCAUAUAGAGUAAGCGAA